Prorocentrum cordatum is the source of this 460-nucleotide messenger RNA. The record is from the annotation of a GenBank genome assembly. Lineage: Eukaryota; Dinophyceae; Prorocentrales; Prorocentraceae.
GUUGGCUCUAGCAAGCCCCUCGCUCCCGCGCUCCCGCAGGAGGUCGAGGAGACCGUCGUGGACUGGGCAGACGCCGCUGUGGAGGGCGCGGAGGCGCCGGGCUCCCCGGGCUCGGCGGCGCCGCCCGAGGAUGACGGCAAGGGCUCUGGCGAGGAUUGCUCAGACGACUCGCCGGAGCACGACGUCGACGACGACAUCGACAUGCAGGUGCAGAACAGGAUAUCGAAAGCGUCCGACGCCUUCGUGGCGACCCUGGACCUCAGCGCCACCACCCAGGGCAUGGCGACGCUGGGAAGCCUCGGGGCGUGGGAGGACGGGGGCGACGGCGGCGACGGCGCGUGGGAGGACGGCAGCGCCACGGCCUCGGUGCCGUGGUACUUCCAGAACGCGGCGGGGCACAUCUGGUGGUGCGUCGCGUACCGGGGCCGGCUCACCUGGCGCCACGACAGCCAGGCCCGCG